ACAACCACUGCUGCCCAAACUACUACCACACCUUCCCCAAGAAAAACAACUGCUGCACCAACUAUAACCACAGCUUUCCCAACUACAACUGUUGAAACAACUACUACUACUACACCUUCCCCAACUACAACCAAAGCUGCCCCGACUACAACAACUACUGCACCGACUACAACUGCUACAUCAACAACUACCUCUCUUACCCCAACUACAACCACGCCUGCACAAACUGCAACAACUGCUACACUGAGUACAACUGCUGCACCAACAACUACCACUACUGCCCAAACUACAACCACACCUGCCCCCACUAAAACUACAGCUUCCCCAACAACAUCCACACAUUCCCCAACUUCAACAAUUGCACCAACCACUACCACAAUCAAACCAACUACAACCAGAGCUGCAAAUUCUAAUACAACAGCUUCCCCAACUACAGCUGCUUCAAUUAUAACCACUACUGCAAAAACUACAAAAUCUGCCCCAACUACAACAGUGGCCCAAACUACAACCACUGCAUCACCAACGACAGCUGCCACAACUACAACCACUGCUGCACCAACUAAAACAAUGGCUGCCCCUACAACAACCAAAUCUGCUCAACCUAAAACCACUGGUACACCAACUACAGCUUCCCAAACUAAGGCCUCUGCCACACAAACUACAACUACAGCUUCCCCAUCUACAACCACUGCCGAACCAACUACAACUAAAGGUACCCCAACAAACACAGCUGACCAAACUACGACUGCUACACUAUCUAGAACAGCUUCUCCAACUACGGCUGCUCCAACUCCAACCACUGCUGCACAAACUACAAAGACGGCAUCUUCAACUACAACUACAUCUUCCCAAACUACAACCACUGCUACGCCAACAAACACUUUUAAAACAACAGCCAAAGCUGUAGCAACUACAACUACAGCUUCCCCAAUUACAACAACUGCUGAAAUGACUACAAAUACAGCUGCACCAAAAACUACCACUCCUUCCCAAACUACAACCACACCUGUCUGCCCAAACAAACACUGCUGCAAGGACUACUACCACACCUUUCCCAACUACAACCACAGCUUCACUGACUACAAACAGUGCUGCACCAACUACAACAACUGCCGCACAUAA
Molecule: messenger RNA, 1122 nt
Organism: Sphaeramia orbicularis (orbiculate cardinalfish)
Lineage: Eukaryota; Metazoa; Chordata; Actinopteri; Kurtiformes; Apogonidae
Product: mucin-2-like
Exons: 2
Source: RefSeq, a predicted model, not a curated record